GAGGCCGCGCGUACGCAGGCCUCCAGCUGGCACAAAUUAUGACGUAGGCUCAACCACUAUGGGCUGACCUUAGGCGGGCGCACCUCCUAAGUGCAAUGGAAGCCGCCAACCUAGGCCAUGGGCCUUAUUGAUCGCCCAUUGACCCCGUCCAGCUGCUUGCUGAACAAGGCCAAGUUGUUUCGCUAACAUGAAGUGAUGAUGAAGAAGAUCCUCUGCAGAAGAACCUAUUGCUCCACCUCCCUAUCGUCGUCUCCUAUCUGCAGCAUCGCGGACCAUUCAUCAACUAUUGAGUCCAAGAUCAUUGACUCUUGCAGAUCCCUCUCCCUCUCAUGUGCUCUGGCACUCUUGAACUCUACUUCGUCAACUGAACUCUCCCAUAAACCAAUAGUUUAUGCCUCUCUAUUGCAUACGAGCACCAAACUUGAGUCAUUUAUCCAUGGUAUUCAAUUUCAUUCCCAUCUUAUUAAAUCUGGUCUGGAGACCGACAGGUUCGUAGGAAACAACUUGCUUGCCCUUUACUUCAAAUUGUGCUCUAAUUUUUUGGAAACUCGGAAAGUGUUUGAUGGUUUGUUCUUCAAGGACGUCGUAUCUUGGUCUUCCAUGAUUUCUGGUUACAUUCGUACUGGAGACUCGAUAAAUGGGAUCCGCCUCUUCUUGGAUAUGUUGGAUUUCGGUGUCGAGCCAAAUGGUUUCACGAUAUCUGCUCUGAUCAAGGCGUGUACAAAGCUGGGUGAGCUAAAACUUGGCCGUUGCUUUCACGGAAUCGUUUUUACAAGAGGUUUCGAUACAAAUAAUGUCAUCUCCAGCGCUCUUGUAGAUAUGUAUGCGAAGAACUACCAAUUGAAUGAUGCACGCCAGGUGUUUGACGAAUUGUAUGAACCAGAUUCAAUUACAUGGACGUCGAUUAUUUCCGCAUACACGAGGAACGAUAUGUUUCAUGAAGCUUUGUGUUUUUUCUUCACCAUGCAGAAAGAUUAUGGAUUGUCUGCCGAUGUGUUUACAUUUGGGUCUGUCUUGACUGCUUGCGGAAAUCUGGUUAGAGUCAGACAAACUAAACAAGUGCAUACAAGAAUAAUUACAAGUGGGUUCUCUGGAAACGUGGUUGUCGAGAGCAGUCUAGUGGAUGCUUAUGCAAAAUGCGGAUUAAUGCAAAACUCUCAACUGGUUUUCGAUAGAAUGGUGAAGAAGAAUUCGGUUUCUUGGUGUGCAUUGCUGGGAGGAUACAGUCAAAACGGUGCAUACGAUACAGUUCUUGAAAUAUUCAGGGAAAUGGAGGUUGUAGAUCUCUACAGCUUUGGGACUGUAAUUCGCGCAUGUGCAGGUCUGACAGCUGUAAGGCAGGGAAAAGAGAUUCACUGUCAAUAUUUGAAGAAGGGAGGAUGGAGAAACGUUAUUGUGGAAUCAGCUUUGGUUGAUCUGUACGCUAAGUGUGGCUGUGUAGAUUUUGCAUAUAGGAUAUUCAAAGAGAUGUCUGAAAGAAAUUUGAUAUCUUGGAACUCAAUGAUAUGCGGGUUUGCACAGAACGGAAGAGGAACAGAAGCUCUUAACAUGUUCAAUGAGAUGAUUAACGCUAAAAUAAAGCCUGAUUAUAUAAGUUUCGUGGGGGUUCUGUUUGCAUGUAGCCAUACAGGUUUGGUUCAGCAGGGACGCGAGUACUUCAAAUUGAUGAGCGAGAUUAAACCUGGAAUUGAACACUACAGUUGCAUGGUUGAUCUCUUAGGCCGAGCUGGGCUGAUAGAAGAAGCUGAGAUUCUAAUUCUGAAUGGAGAAUUUGUAAACGAUAAUUCACUUUGGGCCGCCCUUCUUGGUGCUUGCACAACCAGUACAGAUUCGACAGUUGCUGAGCGAAUUGCUAAGAAAAUGAUGGAAUUGAAACCGGACUAUCAUUUAAGUUAUGUUCUUCUUGCUAAAAUGUAUAGAGCGGUUGGACGAUGGAGUGAUGCUCUUAAUAUCUGGCGGUUAAUGCAAGACAGAGGUGUGCAAAAAACUCCAGGAAAGAGCUGGAUUGAAUUAGGUAAGAACCAACUGCUAGCCUCUUAUAUUUAUAAAUGCUGAUUUCAAGAGAAGAAUUUAAAAUUAAUGAUGAUCA
This is a messenger RNA of Impatiens glandulifera, 2089 nucleotides long. Its product is annotated as pentatricopeptide repeat-containing protein At1g03540. Gene Ontology annotation, molecular function: RNA binding; protein binding. NCBI's taxonomy places the organism in Eukaryota, Viridiplantae, Streptophyta, Magnoliopsida, Ericales, Balsaminaceae. The record is from RefSeq and is a predicted model, not a curated record. The transcript has 2 exons. Gene Ontology annotation, biological process: RNA modification. Bases 196 to 2055 code for a protein of 619 amino acids.